This is a messenger RNA of Phaeoacremonium minimum UCRPA7, 1875 nucleotides long. RefSeq names its product putative m6 family metalloprotease domain-containing protein. Gene Ontology annotation, biological process: proteolysis. The transcript has a single exon. The record is from RefSeq and is a predicted model, not a curated record. Gene Ontology annotation, molecular function: peptidase activity. The coding region runs from base 1 to 1875 and encodes 624 amino acids. NCBI's taxonomy places the organism in Eukaryota, Fungi, Ascomycota, Sordariomycetes, Togniniales, Togniniaceae.
AUGACAUGGGCAGAUUUCAGAGCCCCCCCAGGAACCAAUUGGUCUGACCCGACAGUCAAAGGCACUGAUCGAAACUUCAACAUCGCCCUCAUUACCCUGGACUACUCGGACAGGCCAUUCGUGAUCACGCAGCCUGUGGGUUCGACUCUUUACGGCAACCCUCAGCCAAGUGUAUCGGGACUCGAUCGCGAAUCAGUGCCGGCUUUCUACCACGACCUCUUGAACAAGCCACAGGACUUGAACCAGGGACAUACGAUCCACGAAUAUUGGAUGGGAGACUCGUUUGGGCGCUUUGGGGUGGACCUGACUGCCUUCGGGCCCUAUCGCAUGCCUUCACUUGCGUACCAGUAUGGCAUUACGAAUGAUAUGAACCCCGGCGGUUGUCCUUCUGGGAGCACCUGUAACCUCAAUAUACGGACUGAUGCAUUGGCCGCCUGGCGAGCAGAUGUCGGAAACGCCACCGCUGACUCCUUUGAACUGGUAUUCAUCCUAUCUGCGGGACAGGACGAGUCUUCAACGUGGCAGGAAUUCGGCGAGAUGAGAUUCCAGACCAAGGAAGACGUUCCCGACGACUUUGGUCCACCAGGAGAUGGCACGAAUUACGCAAAGACGCGAUAUGUGGAGUGGUCCUCGUGGGCGGCGGCCUCGAACAUUUGGCCGAACGCUGGAGGUGGUUCCUCGACACAGGGAGAGAGCUCAGGCAUGGCAACAUAUGCACACGAACUGAGUCACCUUCUGUCCAUCGGUGAUAAUUAUAAUAAUCCAUACGGUGUUCCACUGCGUCGAGCAUAUACAGGCCCAUGGUCGAUGAUGGAUCGAGGGUCCUUCAAUGGGCCGGGCGGUCCUCAUAGCCGGUGGCAGAUCCCGGCGGUCCAAGGGGCCUCGAUGGGAUCGCUACACACGGUGCGCGAUAAGGCUUAUAUUGGUCUCAUCGGUAACUCGAGCACCCUGAGUCUGUCUCGAGAGGCUCUAGCUAGCUCUGGUCCUAUUGUUGCUCGCUUGAUAGCUCGCUCCGUGAAUCCUGGCGACUCAAAUCUUCUGCGGGUCAACAUCGCCAUGAGCUCUGAUCUAUCGCCACCAUGCAACACAACAACAGAUGUUCUCUGCGAUGGGGGCAGUUACAACAACUACAAUCUUGAGGUAGUUGACCGUAUGGGCGCGGACUCAUUUACCCCUGACUCGGGAGUCCACAUCAGCAAGACCAAGAAUGGGAACAGCGCGCCGUUUCAAUGGACUAUCGAUGCAAAUCCGCGAGAUAUUGGGCUGAUAGACUUCUACCGUCCCAACGGUACGGCGGCGAUGAUUACCCUGGGAGACUACCGACAGUUGGCGGACGCCUUGUUCCAUGCAGGCACGCGAUCAGGUAGCGAGUUCGAGUAUGUCGAUGAAGCGAAUAACCUUCAUCUCUAUGUUCUCGAGAAACGCCGAGAUUCCACGGGCGUGCUUUCAUACACUGUUGCCGCGCGGUCUCUUCAGGACAGCAGCAACAGCGAUUACGGCAUUGCUUUAGGCAAUGGAAUCGUCGCAGCGGGCCGGCAGAAUACACCUACAGGGAAAGGUGUGACAUGUGUGUUCCCUCUGAUAAACAACGGCACUUACGCGGCGGGUGCUGGCGAUAUCACACACCCACAAGAUGUCUCCGCGUUUGUAGGCUCCGACAUUUAUAGGCUUGCCGCUGAAGUGGAAGGUGACGGCUGGCGGGUUGAACUGCCGAAUGCUCUUGCAAGGGUCAAUUUUGGUUCGUCAACAAUAGCAACCGUGGCGGUCGGUGCGUCGGUAGACGCUGUAGAAGUGGCAGUCGUGAGGCUUACUGCAUCGUCCGAGUCGGAUGCGCUCGUGACGGGGACAGCCGAAUGUAAGGUCAACAAGAUCUGA